Molecule: messenger RNA, 2470 nt
Organism: Melanotaenia boesemani (Boeseman's rainbowfish)
Lineage: Eukaryota; Metazoa; Chordata; Actinopteri; Atheriniformes; Melanotaeniidae
Gene: phykpl
Product: 5-phosphohydroxy-L-lysine phospho-lyase
Exons: 13
Coding region: 141-1490 (449 amino acids)
Cellular component (GO): mitochondrion
Molecular function (GO): transaminase activity; pyridoxal phosphate binding
Source: RefSeq, a predicted model, not a curated record
CAUGCGUCGUAGGACUUAGCUAAACAGCUGAGUUGUUCAAUAGUUAGCUAAAUAGUUUAACCCAAUCAGUUGCUAUCUUUGCACGUCUCUUUCCCAAUUGCUUGCUUUAGCGGUCAUUAGUGAGAGAGUCUCGAAAGGUAAUGGCACAAGAAAAACUAAAGAAAGAAAAAACUCUCGCAAUGAGAAAUAGAUUAAUCGGCCAGUCAUGUAGACUGUUUUACUCAGAGGACCCUGUGAAAAUAGUAAGAGCGAGAGGACAGUAUCUAUUCGAUGAAAAAGGACAACGCUAUUUGGACUGCAUUAGUAACGUCCACCAUGUAGGUCACUGUCACCCCGCCGUAACAAAGGCUGCAGCAGCACAAAUGGAGCUCCUGAACACAAAUGCACGAUUCCUGCAUGACAACAUAGUCCUGUAUGCAGACCGCCUGGCAGCCACUCUGCCUGAGAAACUGUGUGUUUUUUAUUUCGUUAAUUCUGGUUCAGAGGCAAAUGAUCUCGCUCUACGUUUGGCACAAGAGUACACCCAACAUGAGGAUGUCCUAGUACUUGAUCAUGCGUACCAUGGACAUCUAAUGUCCCUCAUCGACAUUAGUCCGUACAAGUUUCGGAAAUUGAGAGGACAGAAAGAAUGGGUCCAUGUGGCCCCCUUACCAGACACCUACAGAGGCAUAUAUAGAGAGGAUCACCCCAACCCAGGCCAAGCAUAUGCUGAAACAGUAAAAGACGUGAUAGAGGAGAUCAACAGGAAAGGUCGUAAGCUCUCAGCCUUCUUUGCUGAAUCGUUGCCAAGUGUUGGAGGGCAAAUCGUCUUGCCAAAAGGAUACUCAUCUAAAGUUGCAGAAUAUGUGCGCUCAGCUGGUGGAGUGUUUGUAGCAGAUGAAGUGCAGACAGGUUUUGGACGUGUAGGGAGUCAUUUCUGGGCUUUCCAGCUGCACGAAGAGGGUUUCUGUCCAGACAUUGUAACUAUGGGCAAACCAAUGGGCAACGGGCAUCCCCUGGCAUGUGUGGCAACUACUGUGGAUAUAGCUGGAGCUUUCACAGCUAAUGGAGUGGAGUACUUUAAUACGUUUGGAGGGAAUCCUGUGUCAUGUGCCAUUGGUCUUGCUGUCCUUGAUGUGAUAGAGGAUGAAGACCUCAGAGGAAAUGCCACUAGAGUGGGAGCACAUCUUAAAGAUUUGUUCAAAAAACUACAAGCAAGACACGAAAUAAUUGGAGAUGUCAGAGGUGUUGGACUUUUCAUAGGAGUUGAGCUUGUGACAGACAGAGAGAAAAAGACUCCUGCUACUAAAACAGCAGCAUGGGUGGCAAAGAGGCUGAAGGAGGAAGAUCGGAUCUGUGUCAGUACCGACGGCCCCUGGGAAAGUGUUUUGAAGUUUAAACCUCCAAUGUGCUUCAGCAUGGAGGAUGCAGAGCUGGUGGUACACUGUAUUGACCGCAUCCUCACAGGCAUAAAAUCCAAUGACCUGAAAUUGGAAAAUGAAGACAUCUAAAGGUGUUCAGCACCAAUUCAUGGCAACAGUUUGGAUCAAGAUGUGAUCAGCUCAUUGAUAAUCAACCAAGUGGAAGGAGACAUUUGCACCUGGGAGACGAAGAUGUACCAGAAGACUUAAGGACUAAAAUUCCAAUUAUAUAUAUAGUUUUUAAAUUGAGUAAAUAAUAAAAAGUGAUCUUCUUAACUACAAUGCUUAUGUUCUUUUACCCACAGCAGCCAUAUUUUAAAUAACCAGCCUCCACUUAACACUGAUCCACAGCAUGAUCUCAAUACACAGAGUUAAGCACUUACCAGACUAUCUUUUAACUCUUGGAAACAUUCACAAAAAAAUGCUCAAGUAUUGCAGUUUCACAUUUAGUGGGGUGGGCAUUUACACUCAGCCAGUUAUCCUGCAGGUAGUGAGGCCCUCUCCCACAGCUUUCCAAGGAGGCAUCCGUGGAGGUGUUAACAUUACUUGAGACAAAACAAGCAAGCCAUUUAACAGUACAAAACAUUUAACAUUAACUUUACAAAUAAUAACAAAAAGAUCCAAGUGUAAUAUAAACCAAAAGUUUAUUUCUACCAAUUUGCCCAAGACACUAGAGGAAUGAGUUUCCAGUGAGAGAGGGAGUACCCUCUUACAUUAACAGGCUUGCGUUCAGUUGAAUAACACUAGUAAAGCCACUUAAAAUUGCAGACAUGAUGGGGGGAAAAGAACCUCCUUAAAAUCAAAAAGAAAAAACAAAUAAAAGGAUGCUGGUUGUCAUUGUCUACAAGGCCAUUUGCAAUAUUUACUUGACACGCUUACAAAGAAUCCUUUGAUUAGUUUCAAUCCCUUUUUUUCCCACCACACCCCACAUUUGAAGCCAUGCAACUUGCAUCCAACACACAGCAUGGAGGAAUAAACUAAAAUUCUAGUAACACAAAAAAGGAAAAAAAAAAAAAAAGGUUUAUUUGUGAGCUUUAAAAGCUCUUGCUCCUGCUCGUGUGUAAAUCCAG